CGAUAUCGCCAAGUUGGCGGCGGUUGCCUGUCAGGAUACAGUGAGGGCGGCGGCGGCGGCUGUUCGGCCGAAAUUGACCGCUCGACCGAGUAAUCGACCGAGUAACCGUGGCAGAAGGCCGGGCUCCAUCGCGUACAGCAUCCAGACUUCUUGGUCAACACACUUGGGUGGCGCAAGGCGAGCUGGGAGAUGAAAUACUAUAUAAACGUCACUACUCGCCAUACUCUUGACAUGGCAGCGAGCAACCUCAGACACUGAUCCCGAGACACCCAGAACGCAAUCUGAUACAAUGGCAGACCGUUUCAGCGCCAUCCCAAGCAAGGCCGUAGGCAAGCCAGUACCUUUCACCUUAAGCGUGCCUGAAGAAGCCUUGAACGAGUUCCAGAUACUCCUGAAACUCUCCAAGAUCGGCCCAUCAACCUGGUGGAACCAACCAGGCGACGGUCAGUUUGGACUCUCACGCGAAUGGCUCACACGAGCCCAAGAAACAUGGCUCGCCAAGUUCGAUUGGCGCGACCAUGAGAAGCGCAUCAACGCCAUUCCGAACUUCAAAAUUCCAUUGCAAGAUCCUGAGCUGGGGCAGCUCGACAUUCACUUCGCCGCACUUUUUUCCAAGAAGCCCGACGCCGUUCCUCUGAUGUUCUUGCACGGCUUUCCCAGUUCUUUCAUGGACUUCCUCCCCAUCAUGGAAACGCUGGUCGGCAAGUAUACACCAGAGACCCUGCCCUACCAUGUCAUAGCGCCUUCUCUGCCGGACUACGGACUGUCCGUUCGCACUACCCGCAAGGCAGAAAUGACGGUGCAUAGAGCAGCCCGGGUCAUGCACCAGCUCAUGCUCGACCUUGGGUUUGGCGAAUCAGGCUAUGUCGUGCAGGGUGGCGAUCUUGGCAGCAUGCUCGCUCGAACCAUGGCUGUGGAAUACGAGGAAUGCAAGGCUUUUCAUGUCAACAUGCUCGUUCUGAACCCCGGAGAUAGUGUGUCACCUUCUGCGAGGCCCACCGCUGAAGAGCAGGAGGCCCUGGAUCGCACAAAACGUUGGCAGGAGACCGGAUUUGCCUAUGCUCUUGAACACGGCACGCGCCCGGCUACAGUCGGGCUGGCCAUGUCCUCGAACCCGCUUGCCCUGCUAGCCUGGAUCGGUGAGAAACUUUGUGAAUGGGUCGACCCGCACUCGCCGUUGUCACUCGACACCAUCCUGGCUACAGUGAGCUUCUACUGGUUUACAGACACGUUCCCUAAUUGCCUGUACCAUGCGGAGCUCGUCAAGAAAGUCAUGGCCGGCAGCACGUUACCGAUAUCGACGGAGAAGCCGAUGGGCUACUCACUGUUUGCGCAUGAUCUGGCCAUUCUGCCCCGGGCUUGGGCAGAGGAGCUGUACCCAAACUUGAAGCUCUUCAGAUUUCACGCCGAGGGUGGCCAUUUCGCUAGCUUGGAACAGCCGCAAUCGUUUCUAGCAGAUGUGGAGGAAUUUAUACAACUGUCGCGAAGUCUGUUCUCAGCGCCGGGGGCUCUCGUUUGAUUGGUCAACUCGGGCCGGCCUUGUCCUUCACUCCAGUCGAGUUAAUUAGACACGUUUGCCAAGACAAGACCUG
Messenger RNA from Microdochium trichocladiopsis, 1592 nucleotides. RefSeq names its product Alpha/Beta hydrolase protein. The transcript is spliced from 4 exons. The record is from RefSeq and is a predicted model, not a curated record. Gene Ontology annotation, biological process: epoxide metabolic process. Gene Ontology annotation, molecular function: epoxide hydrolase activity. Lineage: Eukaryota; Fungi; Ascomycota; Sordariomycetes; Xylariales; Microdochiaceae. Bases 290 to 1519 code for a protein of 409 amino acids.